This is a messenger RNA of Fomitopsis serialis, 1296 nucleotides long. RefSeq names its product kinase-like domain-containing protein. The transcript has 2 exons. NCBI's taxonomy places the organism in Eukaryota, Fungi, Basidiomycota, Agaricomycetes, Polyporales, Fomitopsidaceae. The record is from RefSeq and is a predicted model, not a curated record. Gene Ontology annotation, molecular function: ATP binding; protein serine/threonine kinase activity. The coding region runs from base 1 to 1296 and encodes 431 amino acids. Gene Ontology annotation, biological process: protein phosphorylation; intracellular signal transduction.
AUGGCUCUCGAAUCCAUGGCCUACCACAUGCCUGACUUCAGGGGCAGGCUUAUCGACGCUGGUCGUCUCGAGCUGGUACGACUCCUCGGCGCUGGCGGCUGCGGAGUCGUGUAUCUCGCCGUCGAUCACCACGCCCCAUCCUCGAGCUCCUCAAAGGCGACUCCCGUCCGACGUGCGGUGAAAAUCAUUCGCAAGGUCGAUACGCCUGAUAUCGAGUAUCAAAGGCGGGAGAUCGACCUCCACUCGCUCGUCUCGGGUAUUCCCCACGUCCUUCCGUUGCACUACGCCUUCGAAGACGAGCACUACUUCUACCUCGUCACGGAGUACUGCGAGACCGACUUGUACAAGGUCCUCUUCGAGAGCCAGACGUUCCACGGCAACGACGAGCUGGUCCGCUCUGCGUUCCUGCAGAUCCUGGAUGCGGUGCACGCGUGCCACCAGAAACGGGUGUUCCACCGUGACCUGAAGCCGGAAAACAUCCUUUGCAGCGCAGAUGGGAGCGACGUAUACAUAGCCGACUUCGGGCUCGCGACGCAGAACUCGCGGAGCGCCACGUUCGGCUGCGGUAGCGCGCCCUAUUUGAGUCCCGUACUCAUCAAGGCCACAGAGAGCGUUGGCCAGGAGUUCAGCCAACAGGCAUACUCCACAAAACGCGCGGACGUAUGGGCUUUGGGGAUAAUCCUCGUCAACAUGAUCACCGGCCUCGGUCCUUGGGAGAAAGCCGUGACGGAGGACCCUCGCUUCUGCGAGCAUCUGCUUGACGAUGGCUACUUGGAGCGCGUUAUCCCAGCAUCGCGGGGCGUCAUCCAGGUUCUGAAGAAGGUCUUCAGGAUCAACCCGCAGUCGCGCCCAAGUCUGGAGCAGUUACGCCAGAGCAUCGUCAACCUCGACAACUUAUUCCCUGCAAGGAAAGAGGUCGAGACAUCGACACCAGCGCUUUCGUCCGUUCUCGUCGCCGGCGUCGUGCCCCAGGAGGUCGUAGUCGAUGUCGAAGAAGACGAGGAGAGGAUUACCGAUCCCGGUGAAUUCUACGAGUAUGACGACGACUCAGACGAGGAACACGCCUACCUCUACAUCGGCGCUGUCGACGACACGGCGGAUUCCGACUCCGAGUGUACGUCUGUCGACGAGAGCGGCCCUGCCACACCUAGUAGCUUUCCUGUCCCUCUCAACGGAUCGGAGUUCGUGGAGGGUUUGGAGAAGGCACUGUUGCCCCUGACGGACGCAGGAAAGCCUGUCGAGCCAGCUUCAGAGGUCAGCAUUCUCGCGCGCUUGGACUUGCUAGUACUUGAAUGA